AUGAUCCAGGAGCAGCUUGGCGCCGAUGCGGUCUUUGUCUGGAACUCUGUUACGCGAUCCGCCAACCCGGAGCGGUACCAGCCGUAUGGUAGCAACCAUUUUCAAGACAAGGCUAUCAAGGGGCUGCAGUUUGGCGAGACGAUCCGCCCUACGGCAUCCGGGGUGCAUGUCGAUCAAGACGCAUCGAAUUCACGUCGUAUGUGUGAGGGAGCGGCUGGCUCGGACGCUUUUGAAAAGUAUUCACGAGUGCAACAGCUCAAUGUUUGGCGCCCGUUGAAAGGGCCCGUGACAAGCAAGCCACUCACCGUAUGUGACGGAACAACAGUCGCGCCAAAGGAUGUCAGUAUCCAUAUGGGCGUGUUUGGAACGAGAGUUCUCGUCCAUCACGAUGACCCCCAGAGAUGGUUCUACAUCAAGCGCCAGGAGCCGGAUGAGUGUUUUAUCCUGAAGAUCUAUGACUCUAACGUUCUUCCCGGGCAAGCCGAAUAUACACCGCACACUGGCGUUGAUGACCUUCGUGGUGCCGAUGGACCCGAGACACACAGAGAGAGUAUAGAAGUGAGGCUCGUGGCAUGCUAUCUCUAG
Capronia coronata CBS 617.96 is the source of this 585-nucleotide messenger RNA. RefSeq lists its product as uncharacterized. Gene Ontology annotation, molecular function: oxidoreductase activity. Lineage: Eukaryota; Fungi; Ascomycota; Eurotiomycetes; Chaetothyriales; Herpotrichiellaceae. Bases 1 to 585 code for a protein of 194 amino acids. The transcript has 2 exons. The record is from RefSeq and is a predicted model, not a curated record.